GAAGACAUAUGUACAUCGCGAACUUUUAUGUGGCGGGGAGUUUAACAUAUAAAAGAACGUGUUAUAAGGCCGCCGCUUUGUAGGCAGAAAUCUCUUCACAUCAGUUGCUUUUUAGUGAAUCUUUCUCGUUUGUUACAAGUAAAUCGAAAGUUUAAUUCUACAUCAUGAAGUACUUCAUCUGUUUGUUGGUCGUUGUCGCUGCUGCCGUUGCUCAUCCCCAACGCGAAGGAGCCCAAUUUACAAAUGAGGCUAUUCAACAAGCACAGAACUCAUACUUAAUUCCACGGGACGCACAGAUCCAGGGUGUACAAGAAGGUAUCGAACUAGCCGCAUACGAAUCAAUUCCCGGAAAUCAGCGAAUUAAUUUGUUCGAAAUUUUGGGAGAUCAAGUCCCAUCGGAAGUAGUAAGCAAUUUACAGGGAAAAAUCGACGAAAUUGGUCAAAAUUAAGAAAAUUGCACACGAAUUUACUUGCCAUCGAACGGAUGGCAUGACAAACAAAAUAUUAAUGCAACAAAUAUCCUGCAUUCUUCCAAAACUGUGCCAAGUUUUUAUGUUGUUUUUUUCUUUUAGAAUUUUUCCUGUCGUUUCUUUUGUAAAUACUUUUUUAUUGACUAAAAUAAAUCCAAUAAUUUGUU
Messenger RNA from Bradysia coprophila, 637 nucleotides. RefSeq lists its product as uncharacterized. The record is from RefSeq and is a predicted model, not a curated record. NCBI's taxonomy places the organism in Eukaryota, Metazoa, Arthropoda, Insecta, Diptera, Sciaridae.